This is a messenger RNA of Saccostrea cuccullata (small rock oyster), 4315 nucleotides long. RefSeq lists its product as uncharacterized. NCBI's taxonomy places the organism in Eukaryota, Metazoa, Mollusca, Bivalvia, Ostreida, Ostreidae. The coding region runs from base 149 to 3721 and encodes 1190 amino acids. The record is from RefSeq and is a predicted model, not a curated record. The transcript is spliced from 12 exons. Gene Ontology annotation, molecular function: chitin binding. Gene Ontology annotation, cellular component: extracellular region.
AAGUCUCGCCAGAUCUCGUUGCCUUCUCUGUAGUGUUUAAGGUGUUUGCCCUCGGAGGUGUCGGGUCAUGGUGCUCGCUCCUCAUUUGUAUUUGUAAAUUGGAUUUUUGGAUUUCAAUAUCUAAAUUAUUUGCAGAUAUCUAUUAGAUAUGGCAAAAAUGGGAGUACGGAAGAAUAUUUUCAAAAUUGGAAUUUUCUUUGUAAUGUGUUGUGGUGUUGUGUAUAGUGACUCCGAAGAUGAGGUCGGUACUACAUCCGAUAAUAGUGAUUCGGUGAUAACACUCGCAACAACUGUAGCAUAUUCUGGUGGUGAACAAACACCACCUCCACAACCUACAGAGGACACAUAUUAUAAAGAGGAGGAUGAUAAUAUGAAUUUAUUCGGAGGGUUUUUGACUGAUCUGUAUGAGAAAGAAAAUGUUGCAAAAGUAGACGACGGGCAAAUCACCACAGUCGACGAAGUUACAACCGAAAGCACGGUGAAUCAUGCUAUUCAGGAGUCUAACGUCGUGCCUGAUGUGUAUUUGGAUGAUUCAGAAGAAGCAGAGGAUUACGAGACAUAUGGAGGAGAUUUUAACAUUCUUGACAAAAUAAGUUCCCAGUCUUCAAAAAAAGAAAGUAGUUCAGGUGGAUCCGGCAGUUCGUCAAGUGAUGAAUCCUCAUCUAGUGAAAAUAAUGAAGGAGUAAAGGAUGAUGGUUUGAACGUAAAAUCAGACAGUAUGUUAAGUUCAAGUGAAGUGGCACGCAGCUCAAACGAAGGAUCAACAGGUUCGGAUAGUUCAAGUAGUGAAUCUAAUGGUGGAAACAACCACGAAUCAGGAGAGUUAGAUGGAGAUGUGAAAUCCAACAAUGGAUUCAGUCUUACAGUUCCAUCUGGAGACAGCAGCGACGAUUCCUCCAGUGAAGAUUCAGGUGAUGGGAACUCUGAGAGAAAAAAAUGCAAAUGUAAGGAUAAAGAAGGAGAUGGUGAUAACAAAUCAGGAUCUAGCGAGAAUGGAGACGGGUCUAACAGUGGUGAAUCAGGUAGUAGUAGUGACUCAGGCAGCAGUGGAUCAUUCAGUGGAAAUACGGACGAAGAUUCGUCACGUGGUGGAAAAGUCGGAGACCAAGGUGACUCAAGUAGUGGAGGUAGCUACUAUGAUUCUUAUAGUGAAGAGUACAGUAGCAGUGAAAGUGUUGAAGAACCUGAGAUCCCAACAGAUAGCCCUAACACUCCAAACUCCCCUAAACAGGGACGGGACCAUGGCCUUGAUAAAGAACGAAAAGACUACGGUACUUCCAUUCACCGUCUUUUCCAACAUAAUACCAACACUCUUGUAAAAGUAGUGAAUAGAUAUUCCUCUGAUACUCCAUCUGGUCCAGGGGGAAAUGAUCUUUCUCGAAACUUCUUCCCUCGCAUAUCAACUCAUCAGUCAAAAUCUGGGCCUCCAAUAGCAUCUUAUAUUGUCCCACUUUCCACCACACCACCUCCAGUAAGUGGUGGACCGCCUAGCAUCACAGAAAUCACAAGAAAAGUACAUAUACGGGAAUAUCUUGAACCACCUGUUAUCCGUGAUUACAAUCUGACCCCAAAAACCUCGUUCUGGUUGCCACCAGAUGUCGCUAAACCUCCAGAGUGGCAGGAUCAGAAAGAAUGGAUAAAUAUCAAAAUUGACUUGGAGAAACCUGCUCACUGGAUAGAAGAUCCCAACUCUAAUGGAAGCAUCCCUCGUUGGAACAUCCCAUAUAUCCCUCCCGAUUGGUUCAAAAAACAAAACGAAGAGAAACACACUACUCAGCUUCAUUUCGAACUAACAACACCUGAUCCCAAUAUGGUUCAUUGGUCACCGAGGCCAAAGGAAGAUAGGACGACACAUGUUCCAGAAUACUUAGCCAGGAAACGAGUCUGUGACAGGAAAUUUGACAUCGUGCUGGCAAUAGAUGGUACAGGCAACGAAAAGGACUUCGGGUAUUUGAAAGGAGCUCUAGUACAACUCCUGGACCGGCUUAUCAUGGGGGAGAACAAGGUACAGGUGGGCGUGGUGUUGCUAGGUAAUAACGACGCUCUACAGAUACCUGUCAGUGGGGAUCGUUCGGACCUGGAGGACAGGAUUGCUCGAUUAGGUUUACCUGAAGACAGCAACAGAUAUGAUAUUGCGUUGAAAUCAGCUGGGGAACUUGUUGAGACACAGGGCAGGAAGGGCGUCUCUAAAGUAAUAAUCGUGAUUGUCAAUGAUAAAUCCCGAUACGACUUUUACACCCAAAUGGAAGCAGCACGUCUUCAUAGAAGAGGAAUCUCCGUAUUUACCGUGGGUGUUGGAUACAAUACAAAUGAAGAAGAAUUAAAACUCAUAUCCUCUAAAGAAAACGAGAUUAUUCGUGUGAAGAAUUACGUUCACCUUGUCUAUCUGAUGACUGGGUAUGUCCAGCUGUUUUGUAACGUGGACGAUAACUAUCUUCUACCACCAACCCUAGCCCCACCUCAUCAGACUGUAACGCCAAGAGGCAAUAUAAUCACUAAACUGACUACAGACGUGAAUUCAGAACCGACUCCUAGGGAAGCAAAAAUACUCUGUGAAGGUUGUAAAAUGAUCAAUGGUGCUGGAUUCAACAGUCAUCCUAAUAAAUGUAACUUGUUUGUCCAUUGUUAUUAUGGAGAAAUUGGGCGUCUCAGAGCAAUGAUACAACGGUGUCCAUUUGGUCAAUUUUGGAAUCAGACUAUUCUAUCUUGUCAGUAUUCACAAAGAUCCUAUUGUCCUGUGGAUCGCUGCAGCAAGGUACGAGAGCAGGAGUACGAAGAAAAAGAAAACUGUCGCGCAUUCUGGGAGUGUUCGAAUGGCUAUUCCAUUGGAAGAUGUUGCCGAUUUGGAUUUCAAUAUGUGAAAGGCAAAGGAUGUGUCAGGGAUGUUGAUCAGACCUGUCGUAAAAGCUGCCCAUUAAAUUCACCUGUGGAAUUGAACUCUUAUAACACACCUACAAGGCCAGCUUGUGACAAAAUUCCAAUCGCUAACGAUAGAAACAAUUACAAGCAGCUAAUGAUGGGAAUCGGAUACGUCACAAUGCCUUGUCCAGAGGGGACGCAAUAUAACGAAAGAAAGUGCACAUGCUCAGUAAUAGAACCCGGUUACCCUACAUUUAAAGCGCCUGACGUCCAGAAACCGGUUGCUGGCUGUACACCUGAGGUGAAAUUAAACUUCAAUAAUGGUGUCACAGAUGCAUCCGGAAAAUGGACUUAUAUUAGUAAUGAAAAUGUAGGAGUUCAAGAUGGAAUGGGAUUCUUCAAUGGGAAAAGUCGAUUGCUCAUUCCUAGGUUCACAAAUGUUGACUUCGGCAAAACCUUAGUAAUACGUCUACGUUACAAGGAACUUGAAAAAUUAGGGUUUAAUGACUCACAAGCAUUAAUUAACAACGGAGAUUGCGGCGAUGUUGGAUCCAUUCAAGUUUUUACAAAACGCAAUUUCGUUGGAUAUACGGUGAAAACAACACGACAACCCGGUCACGUGGCAUUGCAACUUCACAAACCACUUUCGGAGUGGAAAGAUGUCGAAUAUAUUGUGUCUGAUGGAAAACUUGAAGGUGUAUUAAAUGGAGCAUACGCCUCAAAGAGUUCACUAGGCGAUGUAGAGUCAAGACAAUGUGCUCUUCAGGUCGGUUUUGGACCUGGUCAUAGAAACUUUCGAGGUUACCUAUCUAUGUUGGAAAUCUACCUAUGCAAACCAGAAAAAGCGAUGAAGUAUUCUUGAUAGGCUCUUCGUCCUUUACAUGCUUAGAAAUCCAGGUUUUAAAGGAGAACAAACUAUAUACAAAGUAUUAGUAUGAUAAGACACGUUGAAAAAUAUAUCACGAGAUUAUUUCAGUCAAAGUGCCUCUGGAUUCCUAUUUUUAAAAUGACAUAAGAAAUCCUUCACUUUGAAAAUACCUUUUCGAACACGCACGCCACAAUCUGAUUUGUUUUGUUUUUAUAUAUAUGCUCUAAGACGCAGCUGUGUUUCCUGUGCAUCUUUUAUACUGUAUUUUCUGUGUACAUAUACCUCAUACGUGUAUCAACUAGCACACUUGUAUAUAAAACAUCCUCCAUAUUAAUAUCAUUAUUUGAUCGUUAUAAAUCAGGGAUAUAACAAGGCAGAAUUAAAAAGUGAUAAUAUCCGAUUCCUAUAAGUGUAUAUUACACAAUAAAAAAGCGUUGACCAUUGUGUUCAUCGUGUGAGUUCUUUACAGUCACAAUAGCAUUAAGUUAACAUUGAAUUAUGAAGUUAUGGUUGUGUACAAUCUGUGCUCAUGCUGUGAAAAAGUUGUUUUUGUCUCAUAUUUUAUAUUAAAUAAUCUAUGAAAUCUCA